CUGACUACGGCAAGCCGUUAGCUAACGUUACGUCCAUGUGAAAGAAGUUCAGACCCCUUUUCAUUGACCUUCCGGGUGAAUUAGUAAACAAUAAGACAAUGCGACACUAUUUUAACACAAGUCGGACACAGCUGGGUUGCUAAUUGUGCUUAAAAUGUCCGCGUUUGGUCUCGUUGCUAAACGCGGCGUAUCGCUGAAGAUAAUCCGGCCUUCAUUGAAGCUGUUAACUAACGACGGAUCCUCAGCAGGAAACAUCUUCCUGCAGGGCCACAGCACUAAUAUAACACGUCUGUUGAGCUCUCAACCACACAACCCCAAGGUACCAGAGGUUGCAACAUGGGAGCCAGCAUCAGAGGACCAACUUCCACCGCCUGCCCAAAUCCCCGCUGACCUGGUGGACAAACUGGAGAGACUCGCUUUAGUGGAUUUCCGCACCAAACAGGGACUGGCCUGUUUGGAGAAAGCUAUCAGAUUUGCAGAUCAGCUGCAUGUUGUUGACACGUCCGGUGUUGAACCAAUGGACUCAGUUCUGGAGGACAGGGCUUUAGACCUGAGGGCUGACGCAGUGACAGAGGGGGGCUGUGCUGAGGAGCUGCUUCAGCUCUCCAAAAACACCGUUGAAGAAUAUUUUGUGGCACCACCAGGAAAUAUUCCUCUACCGACGAGGGAGGAGAGGGCUUCCAUGCUGAAACACUCAGAGUUCUGAUGUUUAUGAAUUGAUCUGUGAUAUUUAUUAAUCGUUUCUCAUUUUGUAAAAAAUAAAGACCUGCUGUUUAUGCAUUUAUUUA
Messenger RNA from Morone saxatilis (striped sea-bass), 788 nucleotides. It is a transcript of the gene gatc, whose product is annotated as glutamyl-tRNA amidotransferase subunit C. Bases 155 to 706 code for a protein of 183 amino acids. Gene Ontology annotation, molecular function: glutaminyl-tRNA synthase (glutamine-hydrolyzing) activity. NCBI's taxonomy places the organism in Eukaryota, Metazoa, Chordata, Actinopteri, Moronidae. Gene Ontology annotation, biological process: regulation of translational fidelity; mitochondrial translation; glutaminyl-tRNAGln biosynthesis via transamidation. The record is from RefSeq and is a predicted model, not a curated record. The transcript is spliced from 5 exons. Gene Ontology annotation, cellular component: glutamyl-tRNA(Gln) amidotransferase complex; mitochondrion.